This is a messenger RNA of Pisolithus orientalis, 6122 nucleotides long. RefSeq lists its product as uncharacterized. The transcript is spliced from 49 exons. Gene Ontology annotation, cellular component: cytosol; nucleus. The record is from RefSeq and is a predicted model, not a curated record. Gene Ontology annotation, molecular function: proteasome binding; peptidase activator activity. The coding region runs from base 75 to 6122 and encodes 2015 amino acids. Gene Ontology annotation, biological process: proteasomal ubiquitin-independent protein catabolic process. NCBI's taxonomy places the organism in Eukaryota, Fungi, Basidiomycota, Agaricomycetes, Boletales, Pisolithaceae.
CGCUCGGAGGGUUUGCUUUGUACAGACUCACGUUCAGCAACUUUUGACCUCGAACUAUAUCUUCCCAUUUUACCAUGACCGUCCCCGAUAUAUCCAGGUUGACGCUUGGUAGCCGGAAACCCGAAUAUGCGCCACAACUGCCAGAAGAUAUUGAGGACGACACAGACAGGUAUAUGAAGAAACUGAAGCAAUAUGCGCUCUCGUUACCGUACACGAUUGAGCCAUACGCGAAGAUGCUGCAAAUGCUGGACUUCAUCUUGCUACGCAUUACACAAUGCGUGGAAGCGAAAGAUUACGAACCAGGUUUGGUCCAGUGGGAUAGCAUGCUUAGCUACUGGAGCACGUUGAAAUAUCCAAUCCCGAAGGAGAAAAGGAUACUUUUAACGAAGUUGUAUUUUGAAAUCUGCGUGACUCCAGGAAUGUCCACUCAAGUAAUUGCUAUUUGUGCGGAGGGAUUAUCAAACUUGACCCGGUCCAAGAAGAAGUUGUCCGUAGAGGACAUGCGGCUUCCGUGGAAGCCGUUUUAUGACAUCCUUAGAAAGGACUUGUUCUUGACUCGUCGGCAGUUCGAAUACAGUCAGCUGUCAUGGUACAUGGGUCAUAUUGCCGAUACAGUCCGGCGGUUUUUCCACCCUGCUGCUACCAAUGAAAUGCUCGCCACUUUCGUCCCGGGCAUCAAUGGCACAAACCUCGAUAGCAUCCUCACGUCCCAAUACUAUCUUCUAACGUUCCUUCCUUUGACACAUCCCCAAACAUAUCUUCCAAUGCUUACACGUUUGUGGGAAUCCAUCAACUCAUACAUGUUUGAUGAACGAGUGCUGGAAUUCCUGUCCACGCUCGCAGAAAUGCAUGUGGAUCCGACUAUCAGUGAUCCUGCUAAAGUAGAGAGUAUACCAGAUGAUGAACGGUCUGAGGGUGAAGAUAGACCCUGUUGGGGUCGCGAUGAUCUCUCCGCUUCGCCGAAGUGGUCUGGUUUGUACAAGGAUGUUGGAAUAUUUACUGAGCAUGAGUGGAAUUUUAUCAUGUGCAAGUGUCUUGCUUCAAUGGAGAUUCUGCUAAAGGAUGCCGGAUCUCUAACGACCGGACCUUCGGCGGACACUUCUUCGAGCUUCGAGAUAGGUCGCUUGCCUAAAGCUGCGUGGCGGAUUCCUUCUCUUGCUCGAAUAAUCGUCUAUUCCAUGGCCCAAGAUGGCAUCUCAUCCCCCGCCUCAAGUGCUCCUACUCCAAUAUAUACACCUAUUACAUCUGGGGUUUGCACCCCCCAGGCUCCCCAGGACUCCGUAGGAGACUACGUUACGGGCUUCUUCCACCGUUGGAAUCCUACGCAAAAAACCUACCUUGCAGGUUCCAAAGCACUUGAUUCCCUCGCUCGUCUGGUCGCGUCUACCGAGCACUUCUUUCAUCCGACAAACUCUGGUUCCUGGACUUCGGAUCUUACUGCGUUCUUAAAGUAUCUCGUCUAUGAAUUCAACAAAAGGUGGCACGAAGAACAGCAGGAGGACUGUAAAACACCCCCAAAUCGCCGCCUGACGCGUGAAAUGAGGCGCGAGCUCGUGAAGAGCAUUCGCACGGUCGUUUUGCUUGCCAUGUUCUCUCAAGACUCUACGACAGUUUCUAAUGUUCAGAGUUGCUUGAAAUCCAUGUCUACCAUGGAGCCGAACCUCAUAUUCCAACCCAUUGUUGAACGGGCCAUACCAUCGUUAGAGGCUUUGGUCGAGACCCAGCGGACGUUGUCGGUUAUCAAAGCGCUCAGUGCCAUAGCACCUGCCAUUCACUCGCGGGAGAUCUACUACUCUGGAGCUAAGCAUCUCAUCACUAUACUACAGCUACUUAUUCCUGGAAUCGACCUGAACGACCCAACGAAGACAAUGUGCACGACUGCAUUUUUAUCUGAAGUGUCGCAGUAUGUCAUGUUCCACGACGUCACGUCUUUGGAGAACGACGUCGGAGAUAUCGACGUUCCCGAUGCAUCAGGGAUCACUAUAAGAGAAGACAGUGGUGACACGAAUGACGUCAACGAGCUAUCCCCUGCAGAAGAGGACGCUUUGCUCAGGGACACGACUGGAAGCUUUGCUAUUUGGAUCGCUAGCUUCAUUAGGCGGGUAAUCCAACUACUCGAAAAUCUCCCUGACGAAGGCGCUAAUGGCACUGCGGGCGGUGCAUCUGAAGUCCAGCUUGUUGAUGCAGUCACGGGGGCUUGCAGUCAAAUAUGUGUUCACUUGUCGAACUCCUUAUUUGACCUUGUCCUGAACAUGAUAUUCGAUUACGCCACCACAAACGUUCGGUCUAAUGCUGUCCGAGCGAUCCAUCAGCUCGUAGAGUGUGUUGCCAAUGCCAAUCCAGAGAAGACCCUGGCCAAGUUCUUCCCGUUUUGCGAGGCAUCAAUUCGCGCCGAAAUAGAGCAUGGUGCCAGUUCUGUUCGAACGACUUCGAGUUCUACCCCGCUUCCAUCUGACGCUACAUUACAUUGGAGUCUCGCCAUCCUUCGGGGUACUGUCUACAAUGAUGGCAAAGUGUUGUUAAAAUAUAAAGAACGGUUUCUCUCGCUAUUGAGGCUACUUCGAGAUAAAACGUUUUCAAAGCGUGGCUUUUCUUGGAGCGCGAAAUUACUAUCCAGCGCUUUAAUCACGCUCACUCAUACUUAUCCCACCGAAAAUAAAUUUGUGAAUCCCGACGUAUGGGACGAUCCUGAGUUCCAACGGAAACAUUAUCUUCACUGGGGAAAACUUUACAAGCCAGAAGAUGUGAAGAUUACAUGGCACGUCCCAAAUGAGGAAGAAAUCGACCUUGCAUUGCAGAUAUUCAGCGAGUUGGUCGAGCCUUGUUUGGAAAAACUCAAUCAACUUCUCAGUGCAGAAAUACGCGAUGCUGUUUGGCGAAAUGAUUUCUGUCGAUGUCUGUGUUUUGUGCGGCAAGCCUUCUCAGGAAUACCCACCCUAUACAAAGAAUACAUCUCUCCUGAAGUCCGAAGGGCAAUGUUCGACACCAGCGACAUUCUCGAUGAAAUACCGGAGAUGAUUGCAUCAGUCGACUCUCUGAAUUCUGGGUUUUGUCUUACAGAUCCUACGGACGAGCGUUAUCAAUACAUAACCGCCCUUAAACGCCAAUUUGGGGAGUUCCUGCAUCAAGCGUCUCUGGCAUUGCGAGACCAGUGGGAAGAGAAUACGGUGGAUGCUGUUCAAAUGCUGAUUUCUUCAAUUCGUGUCUAUUUGUUGGAGUAUGGUGACAGUCGGGAUGGUUACUACGUUAACGCAGAGCAGUAUUCGUCGGAAAUCAGCGUUGCUCGUUAUUACGCGGGUCAGAAAGUAUGGCCUCGUUCCGUUCUCGUGCGCCGGGCGCGGCUCUACCAUACAACUCGGCUUCACUGGAAUUCUAUCGAGCGUGCACGAGGACCACUUGAAGACUGUUUGCUCGAUGACGUGGUGGAGUGGUGUAUGUGGCACUAUCCCACCGUGCGACAGUCCAGCCAAGCACUUCUCGAAUCAUUGACUUCGGUGUACGAUGGACUGAGAGUUCGUGCACUUCCGAAACUGUACGAGGCGUUGCAGCCCGGCACAGAAGACGACCGUAUGAAGGGAGCGCUGUGGACGUUGAACAUCGCUGCUGUCGGCCGUUUCGCAAUAUCGGGUAUAGUGGAGUGGUUUUUGGAAUGGAUCACCGCUAACACGACUCUUUUAGAGCCGACGCUAGCAACCCAAUUUAUCAUUACCCUUCUUGGCUGUCACCACAAUGAGAAGCCAUCAAUACAAAACUGCGUUGCAAGUGUAGCUGACAAUACCGCUUCUCGUUUGUUAGAACCCUGCCACCUUGUAUUCCAAGUCGAAAACGCAGCGCUUGCCGAUGCAAAUCAGAAGUUGAAUGAGUGCGUGGGUCAGGGCCUCCUUGAAGAUCCAAUAGUCGCCAAGGCCAGAGCGAAACGUGUCGAACGUGUCAGCCGCAUCGACAGUGCCACAAACGAAACGAUCAGUGCAGUGCUGAAAGUGGCUAGCGAUGCAGACACCCAUUGGCGUUACGCAAUUGCAGCCACCCGUGCAUUGCGGUCGCUCAUCAGAAGCGAUCUGCCCAUAGCGCGUGACCAUCUUCAGUUCUUCCUCGAGAAACUAUAUGAUAGUAAUCCAAGCAUGCGUUACUAUGCGCAACGUGCGGUCAUGAAGGCGCUUCGAUACAUCAAGCUCAGAACAUACUGUCCGGAUCCUGCUUCCCUUGCCCUGACCAACCCCUCUACCCCACUCAAGGUCGAAUGGCCCGUCAGUGAUUGCAAAGCCAGUACGCAAGAAAUUUUCGACGCUUAUUUCGCAGGAAAGCCAGUCACACCUUCUGAACACCUUUCCCCACAAAGCCUUUACUUUGAUGAUAUGCUCGAAGGGUGGCUCGCCUGCCGUAAGACUCGUACAGCCUAUCGACCACCGCAUCGCCUCGCACCAACUUUCCAGUGGGAACAUGAAAGCAAAGAUGCAAUAGCCUGUGUGCGCGAGAUGGCAUUAAAUGCAGACUUCUGGACCAAGGUUUCUGGCUACUACGCGGAGGAAACUCAGGAGAGUGUAGUUGUACAAGACCAUAUCUCCUGCAUCAAGUCUAUAUUCCAACUUCUAGGAAGUGAAAUCUGUGACAUCAUGAAACCGAAAGUGGAAGAACUGUUGGUUGAUCCAGACAAGAACAAGCAACGUGCGGCUGCAGAAUUGCUAGCAGGCGUACUCAAUGGUUCAAAACACUGGAGUCUGGAGGAACAAGAGCGCGUUUGGGACUGGGCCAAACCUCUCGUGUAUAAGACGCUCAACCAAACCAUGAAGACUGAGAACGUUGGAAUCUGGUCAACAUUCUUAGAUUACAUGUUCCACCGCAAGGACCCUCGACGCGUUAUCCCGCUUGUGAACCAUGUGAUGGAUCUGCUUGGCCGAAUAGAUCUCAACGGUCAGUUAGCAAUCGACUCCGUGAAAGUCUUGUCGCUGUUCCGUGCAUUCUACACCGGCAUGGGAUGGAAGUUCGUGCCCUGGACGGACGCCAUCUUAGAACGCCUCUGGCCGGAAGUGUAUAGUGAACAUGAUGAUGUACGGGCCUACGUUGCCGAACUUUUAUCUGUGUGCGGAGGCAUAAAGUGGGAUCCUCGACCUUCGUCACCCGACGUCGAAACUUUUGUUAAAGAGUGCCGGACACUUCCUUUGGACCACGAUAUUAUGGGUAUACGCGGCACAUACCAUACCCAACGGGUAGCAGAGUUGGUCGAGAACUUGAAGAAGUGGCGUGAAGAGCGUCUGCCAGGUGUGCGUGCUUUCCAGUCAACAUAUGAUAGGGUGGGGGUAACAGUUUGUCGGUGGUUAUACCAAUCUCUACACGACACAGAAGCAAUGUCAGCCUUUGACUAUAUACUCCCGCUGCUUCCUGAAAUUUUCCGUUUCACCGAAAUCAGUGACAACGAGGAAUUGGCUCGGCGAGCCAGCGUCCUACUCUUUCGCAUGUGUGGCGUUAUUCCACCGCGCCCAUUGAUUUCACCGCUUCUAGAUGCCAUAUUCGCCGCCAUACAGAAUUCGCCAUCCUGGAAAGUGCGAUUGAAAGCGUUGCCUACUCUGCAAGUUUUGUACUUCCGGCAAUUGCCCCUCAUCAACGAAGAGAAGGUGGUCGAAAUUUUGGAUGUCUUGUGUAAAUGCCUCGAUGAUGACGUGGUUGAAGUACGGGAGAUGGCCGGAACGACACUCUCUGGAAUACUUAGGUUGUCCCCAAGACGUAGUGUCUUGAACUUGAGAGACCGAUUCGUAAAACUGGCGAGCAAGAGCUGUUUGCCUAACCGCGAAUCGCUGGAAUAUAACCCUUCUCUACGACAACGCCAUGCGGCUAUUAUCGGUAUAUGCGCUCUGGUUGACAGUUUUCCGUACACUAUUGAGAAGUGGAUGCCGGAACUUUUGACGACUGUGAUGUUAGAGCAUGCGCAUGAUCCUAUCCCUAUCUCGACGACCAUUCACAGGUGCGCGAGUAAUUUUAGGAAGACCCACCAAGAUACUUGGCACGAGGACUCCCGCCGCUUCACCGAGGAUCAACUGGCUGCACUCUCAACUCUGUUGACUGGGUCGUCAUACUGCACGGUGCAACACUUGACAUGUCAAUUGAUUGGAUAUAAGAGGUUAUAA